Molecule: messenger RNA, 1608 nt
Organism: Argentina anserina (silverweed cinquefoil)
Lineage: Eukaryota; Viridiplantae; Streptophyta; Magnoliopsida; Rosales; Rosaceae
Product: solanesyl diphosphate synthase 2, chloroplastic-like
Exons: 6
Coding region: 267-1559 (430 amino acids)
Biological process (GO): isoprenoid biosynthetic process; plastoquinone biosynthetic process
Cellular component (GO): chloroplast
Molecular function (GO): prenyltransferase activity
Source: RefSeq, a predicted model, not a curated record
ACUGAUAAGGAACACAACAGACUCUCAUAUGUGGGCUUCUGGAAUCCACUCAAAUUUGGUUCCAACUUGUGCUGCAUGUUAAAACAGAACCCUCCUUUCCUAGUGGCCCCAUUUGAUUGUUUUCCCUACUCCCCAAGUAUCUGAACGACUGUUUUUCCAGCUGGUGUUUUUGGUUUCUGAGCAAUUGAGCUCAUUGUGGCUUCUGGGUUUUUGUUUUUGGUUUUAGUUUGAGUGCUGGUGAUUUCGGUUUGUGGGUUUUGCUGAGAAUGAUGUCAAUGACAAGCCGUAGUCUUGAUUUUGGAAGAACUGUAUUGGAUUUGGUGGCUUGUGGUUGUUCUUCAAAUGCUUUGUUGGACCGCUCUUCAUUGUCUUCAAUAAGGAAUUACACAAAGGCAAAUACUAAGGGGAGUAGUAAAGGUUUUGCAGCAAGGCCAAUAGUUUUUGGUGGUAGGGGCCGGACUAGGUGUGCAGUGUCUUCUGUGAAAGCAGCUGAGACUUUGCUAAAUGAUUUUUGGACCAAUACAGGUGUUCCUGACGGUCUUCCACGAGUCUUGGAGUUGAAGGAAGAGUCGAGAAUGCCCAUUUCGCUGACGAAUUUGUUUGAAGUGGUAGCUGAUGAUCUCUCGACACUAAAUCAAAAUCUUCAGUCAAUUGUUGGUGCAGAAAACCCGGUUUUAAUGUCUGCAGCUGAGCAGAUUUUCAGUGCUGGUGGGAAGCGGAUGCGACCAGCUUUGGUGUUUUUGGUCUCAAGAGCAACAGCAGAAAUAGUUGGGUUGAAGGAACUUACAAAAGAACAUCGCCGAUUGGCAGAGAUUAUUGAAAUGAUUCAUACGGCAAGCUUGAUACAUGAUGAUGUAUUGGAUGAAAGUGACAUGCGAAGAGGGAAAGAAACUGUUCAUCAAAUGUUUGGUACAAGAGUGGCUGUACUGGCUGGGGACUUCAUGUUUGCACAGUCAUCAUGGUAUCUUGCAAAUCUUGAAAAUCUUCCGGUCAUUAAGCUCAUUAGCCAGGUUAUCAAAGAUUUUGCAAGUGGUGAAAUAAAACAGGCAUCUAGCUUGUUUGAUUGUGAUGUCAAACUUGAUGAGUACUUGAUCAAGAGCUACUACAAAACAGCCUCCCUAAUCGCUGCCAGUACCAAAGGAGCUGCUAUUUUUAGUGGGGUUGACAACAGCGUAGCUGAGAAAAUGUAUGACUAUGGCAAGAAUCUUGGUCUGUCAUUCCAAGUUGUUGAUGACAUAUUGGAUUUCACUCAAUCGGCAGAGCAGCUGGGAAAGCCUGCCGGAACUGACCUAGCCAAAGGAAACCUCACUGCCCCGGUUAUUUUUGCUCUGGAGAAGGAGCCAAAACUUAGAGAUAUAAUUGAAUCAGAAUUCAGUGAAACUGGCUCACUUGAUGAAGCCAUUGAAUUGGUCAAGAGUUGUGGCGGCAUUGAACAAGCACGAGCAUUAGCCAAAGAGAAAGCUCAUCUUGCAAUCGAAAAUCUCGAUUGCCUUCCUCGAACAGCUUUUCGAUUAGCUCUGGAGGAUAUGGUGAUGUUUAAUCUCGAACGGAUCGAUUAGUCUCGGUCAAGUUUUCUAAUAAAAGCCUCAAUGAAACAAGAAUUCCUUA